This is a messenger RNA of Rattus norvegicus (Norway rat), 1818 nucleotides long. It is a transcript of the gene Sec22a, whose product is annotated as SEC22 homolog A, vesicle trafficking protein. The record is from RefSeq and is a predicted model, not a curated record. NCBI's taxonomy places the organism in Eukaryota, Metazoa, Chordata, Mammalia, Rodentia, Muridae. Gene Ontology annotation, biological process: endoplasmic reticulum to Golgi vesicle-mediated transport. Gene Ontology annotation, cellular component: endoplasmic reticulum membrane.
UUUCUUUGUGUAGCGCCCUAUGGAAGAAGAUCCUUUCCCCGUUCACCAAAGAGAUCUUUUCCUCUGUCCCGAGUGGCGCACGAGAGACAAACUGCUUCCAGACACAAAGCAGCAGGUGAAGGAGAGUAGCCUUAUUUCCGAAGGACAGCAUAAUUCUGUUCUUAGGAGAGAAGACAAUCUCCUGACGCAGGUGCAGGAAAACCUGUCAAUCUCCUCUGGAGGAGGCGGGGAUAGGGAGGGCCUCGGAAAGGGGCGGGUCUCUGGAUGCUUCCCACAGCGCCCGAUUGGCCCAAGCGAGCUCCGCCAGCGCCAGCCACGUUGGACGCGGGCAUCCCCGCUGGAAGGCCACUCCCGGCCCCACAAUGCACUGCGUGGCGCGUCACUCGGAGCGGCGGGUCCCUGUGCGACAGGUCUUCUGUGGGUUGAGAUGUCUAUGAUUUUAUCCGCCUCAGUCGUGCGUGUCAGGGAUGGAUUACCGCUGUCUGCAUCCACUGAUUGUGAACAGAGUGCAGGAGUGCAGGAGUGCAGGAAGUACUUUAAGAUGCUCUCGAGGAAGCUUGCUCAAUUUCCUGAUAGAUGUACACUGAAAACUGGACGCCAUAACAUUAAUUUUAUUAGCUCUCUCGGCGUGAGCUACAUGAUGUUGUGCACUGAAAAUUAUCCAAAUGUUCUCGCCUUCUCUUUCCUGGAUGAGCUUCAGAAGGAGUUCAUUACUACUUAUAACAUGAUGAAGACAAAUACUGCUGUCAGACCAUACUGUUUCAUUGAAUUUGAUAACUUCAUUCAGAGGACCAAGCAGCGAUAUAAUAAUCCCAGGUCUCUUUCAACAAAAAUAAAUCUGUCUGACAUGCAGAUGGAAAUCAAGCUGAGGCCCCCUUACCAAAUCCCAAUGUGUGAACUGGGAUCAGCCAAUGGAGUCACGUCUGCAUUUUCUGUUGACUGUAAAGGUGCUGGUAAGAUUUCUUCUGCCCACCAGCGACUAGAACCAGCAACUCUGUCAGGGAUUGUGGCAUUUAUCCUUAGUCUUUUAUGUGGAGCUCUGAAUUUAAUUCGAGGCUUUCAUGCCAUUGAAAGCCUCCUGCAGAGUGAUGGUGAGGACUUUAGUUACAUGAUUGCAUUUUUCCUUGGGACAGCGGCCUGCCUUUACCAGAUGAUUUGCCUUUGCCUUCAGGGGAGAAAGGAGAGGACAUAAUUAACUGCCACUGUGAUGAAGAAACCAGUCACAACACAUGAGAAGCUCUGCUUUCCUUCUCUGCCCAUCUUCCCCUUUUGUUUUACAAAUCAGCCUGGCAUGCCUGCGAGUGUGAGACCUGGUAAGAAAACUCCCACAAGGAUCCUGCAGUGGAACGCAGGCGCAUCACAGUAGAAGUUCAGCAUCACCUGAAGACUGACUGGCAGGCAGCACUGAAUCCUCACUAGAGAGCUAAGCAAAGCUUGGUUGUGGGACCAUGCUCUGAGGACCAAGCCGAAAUGCUACCACCUGAGUUUGCCUUUGUGAGGCAUUAGUGUAGACCAAUGAAGAAGAUGCUGCAGGAAUUGGGAAGCUACCCUCUAAAACAGCCACUGUGCUAAGUUUCAGAUUAUUUGCACAAUUAUAGUACCAAGAGUUUAUGAAGUCUAGAAAUGGCAUGAAAUUUGUUUUUUUACUCUUUGUUUCUGCCACCUUCUAACUCUGGAGGCCACCUGGUGUGGAGAGGGCUGUGAUGCGCAUCUCCAUAACAUCACAAGUCCUGACAACAGUGAUGGCGUGUUUCCUUUCUAGACCAUGUUUAUCAUUUCUUUUGAAAUCACUAAAAAUACAUGAUUCAUUGACUAUCA